AUGGAUUAUCCAUACGAAGAAACAUGCACUGUUGCAGAGCUUCCCAAUGCUCCAAACCAAUAUAGAACUGUCUAUGGAAUGGUGCUAAGAGUAGAUAGAAAUACGAAGACUAAGGAUGAUCCGCAGUUCAUGGUCUUCACUGACUUCACCAGCAACAAACUAGUUGAAAAAGAAGAAGAGUAUCCAAUUACCUUUGACAAUAUCCAAGUUCAGGUCGACGAAAUGUUCCUGAUGGACGUGAUGAAGUUUCGUAUGCAUAACAUCGAAUCAGAUUACAGAAAGUACCACUCUAGUGAGAGGAAGGAUAUCAUUCAAUUCUAUAACCUUCCUAGAUUCGAUCCCGCAUCCCAAAAGUCGCUCCCUGUGGAGCACUACUUCAUGGUAAUAAAAGUGAGACUAAGAACAAAGAAGUACUACGCUAAUAUUCUAGAAUGUGCUACGUUUGAUAUUUCUUUAGUAGACUACAAUCUGGCUUCUGACAAUGACAAGGUUUUUCUAAACGGCUUGUACAAACGGAUGUUAGAACGCUUACCAUUGAAAUACUUCAGAAGGGUUGGUCUGGAUGUAUACAGAAAAGUAUUUCCGCCGGAAUACUUUAAUAUACUUGAGGAUUCAAUUCGUAGAGAUGACCAGCAGGCACAGGUAUCUCGAAAGUCGGUUCAGGAAUCCAGAGUAUUGCCACCGAACAUGAAUUCAAUACAAACACACGCUCGUACCUAUCCUCCAAUACAAACCAAUGUUCGGACAAAUCCACCCAUAAAGGAUGAAAUCAUUUCUAGUGGAUCUACAAUCGUAGAAGAUUUGCAAUAUCCGGGCGAUUACCAAGUUUCUUCACCAGCUCCAUCUGAACCAGCGUCUCCAGCUCCUGGAGCUAGAGGCAAUACAUUCAGCUUCAAUAGCGUCAGCAAUGAUAGCAGUACCGAUAACAGCCAUAACAGAGCCCUUAGUAAUCAAAAUAAUAACAUCAAUAACAGUCAAAAUGAUGGAAUUUCAGUUUCUACGCAUUCUGCUAGUAUUGAAAAGAGCUUCUAUAGCGAUGCUCAGAAAGUGAGCAGAAGUUCGCAAGAUUCUGGAAGUCCUUUCUUCAGCAUUCAAGAACUCGCUGCUGUGCCUAACAGAGUAGACAAUAAAGUAUACAAAACCAAAGCGUACCUCAUAGCUACCAACCCCAGUGAUUGGCAGCAUAUUUGUUGCAAGACAUAUGACUACGAUGUAUCGCAGCAGGAUUACGUAUAUACGGACCCUACUAUAAGAAGUAUGGAGUUGAUAUUUACAGACAUUAUGCCUUCUCAACGAAGAGGACAGUUGCUCACAAAUGCUAACUCGAUUACAGUUGGUUUACACGAAGAUGAAGAUAUCCUCGAGUUCUUUGAAAUACAAAGAGUGGAACAGCUCUACGUUAACCUCGCCGAUAUCGCCGAAAAAUUUUAUAAUGGCUCUACCUUUACUAAGCUAGUGGAGCUAGAAUUAUAUAAAAAAGAGAUUCCUGUCAAUCAAAUCCAUGAAGACAGAAGAGGGGAUGCAAGUAUAUGUGUGUGGGCAUCAAGGCAUCUUCUGUUACUGAGUCUAGUUGGUUAG
Molecule: messenger RNA, 1578 nt
Organism: Scheffersomyces stipitis CBS 6054
Lineage: Eukaryota; Fungi; Ascomycota; Pichiomycetes; Serinales; Debaryomycetaceae
Gene: CDC13
Product: Cdc13p
Exons: 1
Coding region: 1-1578 (525 amino acids)
Source: RefSeq, a predicted model, not a curated record